Molecule: messenger RNA, 1122 nt
Organism: Prinia subflava (tawny-flanked prinia)
Lineage: Eukaryota; Metazoa; Chordata; Aves; Passeriformes; Cisticolidae
Product: deoxyribonuclease-1-like
Exons: 9
Coding region: 95-955 (286 amino acids)
Biological process (GO): DNA catabolic process
Cellular component (GO): nucleus
Molecular function (GO): deoxyribonuclease I activity; DNA binding
Source: RefSeq, a predicted model, not a curated record
CUGAGUACCACGGGAAAUACUUCCCAAAUGCCUUCCCCCCGGGUGGAAGCUGCAGCACUGCCUCUGCAGAGGGUCCUGAGGGAGUCAGCCUGGGAUGGCAGCCUCGAGGCUGGUGUUGUCGCUGCUGGUCGCAGCUCUGCUGCAGCACGUGGCCACCACGCUGAAGAUCGGCGCCUUCAACAUCAAAGCCUUUGGGGACACCAAGAUGUCCAACCAGACCGUUGCAAAUAUCAUCUACUCUAUCCUGUCGGAGUACGACCUCGUUCUGGUGCAGGAGGUCCGGGAUGCCGACCUGAGUGCUGUGAAUAAACUCAUGGACCAGCUCAACAGUGCUGGGGGGUACCAAUACAGCUCUUUGGCCAGCAUGCCUCUGGGUCGGACCAGCUACAAGGAGCAGUACCUCUUCAUCUACAGGCCAGACAUAGUCUCUGUGCUGGGAAGCUACUACUACGACGAUGGCUGCGAACCCUGUGGGACUGAUACCUUCAGCAGGGAGCCCUUCAUUGUGAAGUUCUCCUCUCCCACCACACCAGAGGUGCAGGAGUUCGUGUUGGUGCCUCUGCAUUCCGAACCCAGCAGUGCCGCACAGGAGAUCGAUGCACUCUAUGAUGUCUACACCGAUGUCAUCAACAAGUGGGGGACUAAAGACAUAAUCCUUCUGGGCGAUUUCAACGCUGACUGCUCCUACGUGACCAGCUCCCAGUGGCCGUCCAUCCGCCUGCGCUGGCUCAGCGCCUGCCAGUGGCUCAUCCCCGACAGCGCCGACACCACCGUGGCCGACACCACCGACUGCGCCUACGACCGCAUCGUCGCCUGCGGCACCGCCCUGCGCCAAGGCAUUGAACCCGGCUCCGCCACCGUCAACAACUUCAAGGAGAAAUUGCACCUCCAGAUGAAGGACGCUUUGGCUGUCAGCGACCAUUUCCCAGUGGAGGUGACCCUGAAAGCCCAGUGAGCCUGUCCCCACACCAGGAGCUACCAGGACACCUCAGCACAUAUCCCUCGUGGGAGCCCACAUGCUACUGGUGCCAGCCAAGCUGUCCACUGUCUCUGCAAGGAGUUCUUGGGCUUUUGUGGAAGUGCUAUGCUUUUUGAUUCUAUUAAAAAUGAGCCUUUUCCUGC